Molecule: messenger RNA, 2178 nt
Organism: Macrosiphum euphorbiae (potato aphid)
Lineage: Eukaryota; Metazoa; Arthropoda; Insecta; Hemiptera; Aphididae
Source: the annotation of a GenBank genome assembly
AUGCAAACCAUAAUUAAUGACAUCAAAAAUCAAAAUUUUGUUGAUGAAGAGACUAGUGUUUCACUUUUAGAAUCUUUUGGUAAGCACAAAGAUCUUGUUACUAAUUGGACAAAAAAAAAUUUGGGUAAAAAAAUUCCCAAAAGGUAUAGUCCUGCUGUUCGCCAGUUUGCUUUGUCUUUGCACUUUUUUUCUGGAAAAGCUUAUGAGUAUGUCAGAGAUCAAUUUAAUACAAUAUUACCUCAUCCGCGCACGCUUAGCAAAUGGUAUAGUCAUUUCAAUGCUGAACCAGGCUUCACAAUGGAAUCGUUGAAACUUUUAGAACUGAAAGUGAGGAAUUCAUCAGAUCCUGUGUUCUGUGCAUUAAUAAUGGAUGAAAUGGCAAUACGCCAACAUCUAGAGUAUGAUAGAACUACUGGUAAAUAUUAUGGUAGAGUUGACAUGGGAAGUGGAAUAGAUAAUGACAGUUUAGCAGUAGCUAAAGAAUGUUUAGUUUUUCUAGUUGUUUCUAUUAACGAAAAUUGGAAAUUGCCAAUUGGUUACUUUUUAGCAAAUAGUUUGAACAGUGCACAAAAAGUAGAGCUUGUUCGUCAUGCAUUGCAUGUGUUGUCUAACACUGGUGUCAAUAUUAUUAGUUUAACAUUUGAUGGCUGUUCCUCUAAUAUAACUGCUGCAAAGCUUUUAGGUUGUAACUUUACAGUUGAUGCAUUAAAUACUUCAUUUGCUUCCGAAUAUGAUGACUCGAAAAUUGUAGCAAUAUUUGAUCCAGCACAUAUGAUCAAAUUGGUCCGCAACGCAUUUGGUGAAAAGAAAAUAUUCUUGGAUUAUGAAAAUAAUGAAAUUAAUUUUGAAUAUGUUCAACGUUUAUGUUACUUACAGGAGCAGGAAGGAUGUCACCUAGCUAAUAAAUUAAGAAAAAACCAUAUACUAUUUUUUAAACAGAAAAUGAAAGUAAAACUUGCUACUCAACUACUAAGUCAAUCAGUCGCAGACGCACUUAAAUUUUGCAAAGAUACUCUUAAAAUUCAUGAGUUUAGUAAUGCAGGUGCUACAAUUUCAUUUAUUGAGAUGUUUAAUAAGGUGUUUGAUAUAUUAAAUAGUAGAUCUAUCAAUUGCAUUGAAUCCAAAAAAGCACUUUGCAAAGAAAAUAUUGAAGAAAUUAAAUUGUUCACAAAUCAUUUCUGUACUUAUAUCAAAGGUCUUAAAAUCUUAGAGAGUGAUAAUAAUUUUAUACCUGUACUUGAAUCUAAACGCAAAACUGGUUUUAUAGGUUUCAUUGUUUCUUUAAAUAGUUUAUUGCAAUUAUACUCAACAUUAAUUGAGUCUAAUAAACUGUCAUAUAUUAAAGCUUAUAAAGUAAGUCAAGACCAUUUAGAAAUAUUCUUCUGUAGUAUUCGCUCCCAUGGUGGGUUCAACAAUAACCCAACAGUAAGACAGUUUCGCUCUGCCUACAGAAAAUUAGUUAUACGAACCACUGACAUGAAGCAAUUUAAUACUGGCAAUUGUAUACCUUUAGAAGACAUCGAUAUUUUACAUUAUUCUAGUUCAGAUCCAGUCACAGUAUUGAAUAACAAUUCAACAAAUAUAAAUUCAGAUAAAAUUGUGGAGGAAGAAAAUUCACAAAAUAUAAAUUCAUUUAUAAUGGAUCAUGACUAUAUUGUGAGUAAUAGUGAUUAUUCUUUUAGUUAUUUUUCAAAAGAAGUUAUAACUUAUGUAGCUGGAUUUGUAGUUCAUAAACUUACCAACACACUUAAAUGUAAUAACUGCAAAUAUGCAUUGUGUGCUACUGAUAAAGCAUGUUUUUUAAACUCUUUUAUUACUCUAAAAAAUAAGGUUGGUGAUAGAGGUGGUUUAAUUUACCCAAGUGACAGCGUCAUGAAUAUUUGUUUCAAAACUGAAAAAGUAUUAAAAAAAUACAGCUAUAGGAUUAAAGCAGUCAAUAAAUUACAAAUUCAGUCAGAAGUCUUAACCCAUUUUUUAUACAACUCAAACUUGUUUGCAUCAUUAAAAACUCAUAGUCAUGAAACAAGAAGUCCAUUAACUGAUCACAUAACUUUAUUAAUAAAAUCAAUUACAUCAACCUACGUUAAUUUAAAAAUUGAUUACACUUUAAAAAACCAUAACGAAACACCAUCACUAAGAAUGUGGUAUAACAAACUCACGAUUUUUAAAGGACAAUAA